Messenger RNA from Zootermopsis nevadensis, 822 nucleotides. The record is from RefSeq and is a predicted model, not a curated record. NCBI's taxonomy places the organism in Eukaryota, Metazoa, Arthropoda, Insecta, Blattodea, Termopsidae.
GGUAUGUUUAUUCUUUGCUGUACUACAUAAUGACUCUGUACUCUCUGGGAUCAGCUGUCCAGUUGACAGUUAUAAAGCCAUUGUGUUACCAGUUACUGAAGUUCUGUAACCAGAAAUAUUGUGGGAAUUAUGUCAUUAAUUUUCAGUGUGUUAAAGCAUAUAUCAAAUAUUACUCUACCACAGCUAGACCCAUUUUCUGGAAUGUGAAUUCAGAAAUUGAUAAAACUGUUACAAAGAUUUCCUACCCGAAGAGAAGGGUUAAUACAAGGGAGGACCAGAAGAAAGUUACCCUGAAAGCAGGAGAUAGAGUUAGUGAGAUAAGAUGUGUGUCACAAGAUGAUGUGGAUAACUUUUCAAAACUGACUGGUGAUCACAAUCCAGUACACAAAAUGCAGACUGAAAUGUCGAGUAGUCCAGCCAUCGUUCAUGGUGCGUUACUUAACGGGCUUGUUUCUGGCGUGAUUGGAACCAAGUUGCCUGGUCCAGGUACCAUGGUUGUUUCACAGACGCUACAGUUCCCAAAUCCAUGUUAUGCAGGUGAGCAAGUGACAUUAACUGUUGAGAUUAGUUCAGUAAGAAGAAUAAUUACUUGCAGAUUUGAGUGCACUGUUAAUAGGCAGAAGAAAGUGACUGUUGUUCUGCAUGGAGAGGCAAAAUUGAUUCCAAUGAAAAAUUUCUCAGAUCAGACAUAGUUAUAAUAUACUGACUGGAUACAUUUUCAGUCCAGGUACUUGUGGGUUAUCGGGACACAUCACUUUAAAAAUAGGUUAGGUUAGGUUAGGUCAGUUGUCAUUUAUUGAAAUAAAAUGUAAUAACUUUCAA